This is a messenger RNA of Fragaria vesca subsp. vesca, 642 nucleotides long. RefSeq lists its product as uncharacterized. The transcript has a single exon. Bases 116 to 589 code for a protein of 157 amino acids. The record is from RefSeq and is a predicted model, not a curated record. Lineage: Eukaryota; Viridiplantae; Streptophyta; Magnoliopsida; Rosales; Rosaceae.
AAGCUUCAGCUUUCUUUUACAGCAAGACCAACAAAAACCAGCUCAAAUAACAGAGACUUUUGAGCUUUCAAACUGUGAGAGAGAGCUGAGUGCUUAGCAGGAUCUAUAUUCAAACAUGGGCAACAGUUUAAGGUGUUGUUUAGCUUGUGUUCUACCUUGUGGAGCUCUAGACUUGAUCCGAAUAGUCCAUUUAAACGGCUACGUAGAAGAAAUCACACGUCCGAUCACUGCCGGCGAGAUCCUUGCCGCCAAUCCAAAUCACGUUCUGAGCAAGCCAUGUUCACAAGGCGUCGUUCGCCGCAUUUUGAUUCUGUCGCCGGAGUCGGAGCUCAAGCGAGGAAGCAUAUACUUCUUGAUUCCGGAGUCUUCGGUACCGGACAGUAAGAAGAAGAAGAGCAAAGGUAGUAGCGGCGUUAAGAAGUCGUCAAAGAAGAGACUAAGCAGUGUUGAUGCCAAUGUCUCCGAGUGUGAUCGAUACUUGACGGAGAUCGUAACGGAAAAUAAAAAAUCCUCAUCACGUAGGGAUCGCCGGACCGGACGAUCACUCGGAGCAUUUCAGCCUCAUCUUGAGAGCAUUUCUGAAGACUAGCAGUUUUCUCGGUGCCGGAGUUUGAUAUAUUUCGGGCAAAACGCUUCCCUUUU